Molecule: messenger RNA, 342 nt
Organism: Pocillopora verrucosa
Lineage: Eukaryota; Metazoa; Cnidaria; Anthozoa; Scleractinia; Pocilloporidae
Source: RefSeq, a predicted model, not a curated record
AUGGCGUCCAAAGUCUGCUAUUUUGUCGGAUAUGCAGUCAAGAAGUCGGAAGAACCAAGGGAUAAUAAGUCUAAGUUUAAAGCCCUAGAAGCGAUGAUCGACUAUGCAAGCCAAAAAAGCCUCACCGAAAUUAAUGCGAGAGGUGGUGAGAAUGGAUGCCACGUGUGUUUGGUCCUUGAUGGAAAGUCGCAUGGCUUCCCUUUGGACGAGGAGUCACAGAUUCUUGCUGGCUUCAUUCAAGUAUCUGGACUGAAGUUCUACAGAGAUUUGUGUCCUAACGACAAGAAGGAUCAGUGGUUCGCCAAAUUUAGGGCGUUGGGAAAUUAUAAAGUAUUUACCUGA